Molecule: messenger RNA, 1789 nt
Organism: Struthio camelus australis
Lineage: Eukaryota; Metazoa; Chordata; Aves; Struthioniformes; Struthionidae
Source: RefSeq, a predicted model, not a curated record
GGGGGUGGCAGGCAGCAGUGCCCAGGAGCGAGCCCCAGAGAGCAGAGGCCAGGCAAGACCCCCAUGGCAGAGAGACUUCAGGGCCUGCCGGAGCGUGGGCUUGGUGGACAGGAGUGAUUUCCUGGCAUGGCCACAGACCCACAAACAGGAGCACCCAUUUCCGUGCACUUCACCCAGCGCGGGUGCCUCAAAAAUCCACCUGUGGCUGCACAUUGGGGAGAAGCCCUUCCCCUGCACCGACUCUGGCAAGCAGUUCCCCUCCAAGGGAGACCUGAGGAUGCACCAGCACAAGCACACAGGCGAGUGCAGCAAGUGUGGGAAGAGCUCCACCAGGAAAGUUGACCUCUGGGUGCAUCUGUGGAAGCACACGGGUGAGAGGCCCUUCUCCUGCACCGAGUGUGGGAAGAGCUUCACAGCCAAGGGCUACCUCGAGAUCCACCUGGGGCAGCACAAGGAGAAGAGGCCGUUCAUGUGCCUGGAGUGUGGGAAGAGCUUCAUUUCUAAGGGCUCGCUCAAGAUCCACCAGUGGAUCCACACUGGGGAGACGCCGUACACCUGCCCCAAGUAUGGGAAGAGCUUCACCACCAAGGGCUACCUGAAGAUCCACCAACAGCUGCACAGAGGAGAGAACCCCCUCCCACCACCCCUGUCAUGAGUGCGGGAAGAGCUACCUCCAGGCCCACUAGAAGAUCCACAAAGAAGGGACGUCCUUCAUCUGCAGUGAGUGUGGGAAGAGCUUUAACACCGCACGCUAUCUCAAAAUGCACCAGUGGAGCCACAUCAGGCAGACAACAUUCCCCUGCCCAGAGUGUGGAGAGAGCUUCAUGCAGAAGGGCCAUCUCUGCAUCCACCAGGGCACGCACACUGGUGAGGGCCUCUUCACCUGCUCUGAAUGUGGGAAGGCUCCCACAUUCAGAGGGCUCCUUGAAAAUCCACCUAAAAAUCCACACCCAGCUGUCGCUGAGCAUCUGCAUGGACUGUGGGAAGAGCUUCUCCUCCACUCACUGUCUCAAGGUGCACCAGAAGAUCCACUUGCGAGAGCAAGUGCCUGUGCCCACUGAACAUGGGGACAGCCCUCUUCCAAAAGCCCCAGCCCCCAUCUCCCAAAAAACCCACUGGGAAAUGAUCUCCUUCACAUGCAACGAAUGUGGGAAGAGAUUUUUUGUCAGAAGUCUAAUUUAAUAACCCAUGAGAAAACCCACACGGAGCAGAGGUCGGUGGAUAUAAAGCACGAGAGCAUCCUUGGCUCUGGCACUAGCUCCAGUGUGGAGCUGCAGCCAGUGGGUCCGGGCGAGGAGAUGGGGUGAGCAGUGAAGGCUCACCUAGACCCGAUUCCCUAUCCCCUUGCAAUGGAUUUCAAACCCAGUUUCCAGUUUUCUCAGCUGCUUCCACCUCUUUCCUCGGGACUAAAUCUCAGCAUAAUCUGAACUGAAUUUCACGCAGAACGUGAAAUUUGGAAGUGCCGUGCUGCGCUGGGAGCAGAGAGGCACAGAAAUCCAGGAAUAUGCUAGUGUGGUACGCCCAUGGCCUGGCCCAGCCUGGCAUGAGCCCAAGGGCUUUACACCUAAAUUCCAGCGGUCAAGGCUGUCCUUUUAUUUCCAUGCUAGUUUGCUAUAGCAAUAGACAUUUUAUAGUGUGCAGGCUGCUAGAAUGUGAGACCACCAACCUAGGCAGAUGCUGUUUUGCUGCUUCUAGAAAGCUACAGUCCUAACAUUAUUUAAUACAUACAGCGCAUGGUUUGGGAUAAAAUAACGCUGAAAUAUCAAUAGUUAUCUUUGUAAACAAAAUA